This is a messenger RNA of Salmo salar (Atlantic salmon), 3571 nucleotides long. Its product is annotated as heat shock 70 kDa protein 4L. Gene Ontology annotation, molecular function: ATP binding; ATP-dependent protein folding chaperone. Gene Ontology annotation, biological process: protein folding. The record is from RefSeq and is a predicted model, not a curated record. Lineage: Eukaryota; Metazoa; Chordata; Actinopteri; Salmoniformes; Salmonidae. Gene Ontology annotation, cellular component: nucleus; cytosol.
AUGUUUGCUUGGAUUGCCGGAUGGUACUGUAGCCAUAUAGAGGCUGAGAGAAUCCUGUGGACAUCCUGGCUCACUGGGAUUAGGUUGAAUGAGUUGACUAUAAACAGUUUGUUUUACAUAACAGGUAGUAAUUCAGUGAGCACUGUGUAAACGAACGCUAAAAUAGAUGCUGAAAACGAAAGGCAUAAUUUAAAAUAGCCUACAGUCACGCAUAGUGGAGUAUUUUAUUUUUCUCUUCGGAAAGGUGUCAAGUGGCAGUCGUUACGUAGAAUAGCUCAAGCUAACAGCUACGUUCAUUAUGUCAGUAGUAGGUAUUGAUGUGGGUUUCCAAAAUUGUUACAUCGCUGUUGCCAGAAGCGGCGGCAUUGAAACCAUUGCCAAUGAAUACAGUGACAGAUGUACGCCGGCUUGGGUGUCUCUGGCCUCCAAAAACCGCACCAUUGGAAAUGCAGCCAAGGGUCAAAUUAUAACAAACUUCAAAAACACAGUCCAUGGCUUUAAGAAGUUCCAUGGCAGAGCGUUCGAUGACCCAUAUGUCCAGGGGGAGAAACCCAAGUUGCCUUACAGCUUACACAAGCUGGCCAGUGGCAACACUGGAAUCAAGGUGCGUUACCUGGAUGAGGACAAAGUAUUCACAAUUGAGCAGGUAACAGCAAUGCUGCUGACCAAGCUGAAGGAAACUUCAGAGAGCGCCCUCAAGAAGCCAGUUGUGGACUGUGUGAUUUCUGUCCCAAGUUUUUUCACCGAUGCAGAGAGGAGGUCUGUGAUGGAUGCCACCCAAAUUGCAGGGUUGAACUGUCUACGUCUGAUCAAUGACACCACGGCAGUGGCCCUGGCCUAUGGGAUCUACAAACAGGACCUGCCCACCCCAGAAGAGAAGCCUCGCAAUGUGGUGUUCGUGGACCUGGGACAUUCAUCAUUCCAGGUCUCCAUAUCAGCCUUCAACAAAGGCAAACUCAAGGUCCUGGCAACAGCCUUUGACCCCUACCUGGGUGGGCGUAACUUUGAUGAGGCACUUGUGGAUAACUUCUGCGAGGAAUUCAAGGCAAGGUACAAGCUCAACGUGAGGGAGAACCCCAGGGCUAUUCUGCGGCUGUCUCAGGAAUGUGAGAAACUGAAGAAGUUGAUGAGCGCCAACUGCUCUGACCUUCCCAUUAACAUUGAGUGCUUCAUGAAUGACAUUGAUGUGACAGGCAAGAUGAACAGAGUCCAGUUUGAAGAACUGUGUGCACCCUUUUUGAUGAGAGUAGAGGCACCAUUGAAAGCAGUUAUGGAACAAUCAAAGCUGAGCAGGGAUGAGAUCUAUGCCGUGGAGGUGGUAGGAGGAGCCACUAGGAUCCCUUCCAUUAAAGAGAGGAUCUCCAAGUUCUUUGGCAAAGAUGUCAGCACCACACUCAAUGCAGAUGAGGCUGUGGCGCGGGGCUGUGCUCUUCAGUGUGCAAUUAUGUCCCCAGCGUUUAAGGUGCGUGAAUUCUCUAUCACUGAUGUGGUUCCCUUUCCCAUCACCCUGCGUUGGAAGUCCCCCACAGAAGAUGGAGUUGGAGAAUGUGAGGUGUACAGUAAGAACCAUGCAGCACCCUUCUCCAAAGUCAUUACCUUCCACAAGAAGGAGCCCUUUGACUUGGAAGCGUUCUACAGCCUCCCACAGGAGCUGCCUUACCCGGACAUCAGGAUAGGGCGUUUUUCUGUUCAGAAUGUGGUCCCCCAGCCUGAUGGAGAGAGCUCCAAAGUGAAGGUCAAAGUGCGCAUCAACGUGCAUGGCAUCUUCAGUGUUUCCAGUGCCUCCCUGAUCGAGAAGCAGAAGGGUGAAGGAGAGGAUGUUCAGAUGGACAUGGAACCCACUGUGCAGAAUGAAGGAAGGCCAGAGGACCAGCUGCACCCUUUUCCUCUCAUUGAAGAUGACACCUUUAACUAUAUGGAGGAGACUAAAAUGCAGGUGGACCAGGAGAGUCAAGGCCAGGGGGACCAGCAGAGUGAGGAUGCCAGUUCCUGCAGUAAGGAGAGAGUCAGUGGUGAGAAGCAGGACCCAGCAGCAGGGGGAAGCAAGCCCAAAGUCAAAGUGAAAAGCACUGACCUUCCCGUCCUGGCCAACAUCAUCAGACAGCUGGACAGGGGGGUCCUCAAUGACUUUGUGGAGUAUGAGAGCCAGAUGAUCGUCCAGGACAAGCUGGAGAAAGAGAGGAAUGAUGCUAAGAAUGCUGUGGAGGAAUAUGUGUACGACCUGCGGGACAAACUGUGUGGCAUCUAUGAGAAGUACACUACUGAGGAGGACAGUAAUCGUCUGACAAUGAUGCUCGAAGACACAGAGAACUGGCUUUAUGAGGAGGGAGAGGACCAAGACAAACAGGUCUAUGUGGACAAGCUGGAAGAUCUCAAGAGGUUUGGCCAGCCCAUUCAGGACAGGCACAGGGAGCAGGAGGACAGGCCGAGAGCAUUUGAAGAAAUGGGCAAGAAGAUCCAACUCUAUUUGAAGGCUGUGGAGCUUUACAAACAGAAGGAUGAACGUUACCAGCAUCUGAAUGCUGAGGAGAUGAGCAACGUGGAGAAGUGUGUAAAUGAAAGCAUGGGCUGGAUGAACAGCAAGAUGAACGCCCAGAGCCAGCUCACCAUCGCCCAGGACCCAGUAGUCAAAGUAGCAGACAUAAUUUCCAAAAUACAGGAACUGGAUGAAGUAUGCAACCCAGUGGUCAACCGGCCGAAGCCCAAAGCAGAGGAUGUGUCAGAGGAGAACUACAAGAGCAAUGGGGCCCAUAACGGCCCAAGGCAAGGAGCUGACGGGAAGGGAGAGGCAAAGGGAAGCAACCAGACAAAGCCUCCCUCAGGAGAGAUGGAGAUUGACUGAGCCCCUCUGCCAAACAAGCUCUGCUGCCAUCACUCUAGCUCCCAUCAGAGCAGGUCUACCCAAACAUACAUAGUAUAUCAAGGGACCAUUUUUCCAUGUCCACCACCACUCAGCGGGCUGUUUUGUGCAUUUGUAUUUAGAGUCCCCCUGUUUGUUUUUUACCUUUUUAGACUUUCCCUUGUAUGUUACAAUGGUGCGCUCCUUCUUGAGUGUUUAGACAAUACCAUAUAUAGUCAUUAAUUGUAAGAUUAGAUAUAGAUUAAAACAAUGCAGGCUCUCCCAAAAAUUGUUUUUCUAAACCAUACGUGUUUGCAUUUCAAAAGUCCCAUAAGCAGAUCUCUAAGGUGACUCUUAUUGCACAUAACCUUGUAGUGGAACAUAAGUAGAAUUACUGUCUGAACAAACGCUAAGGCUGAUUAAACUAUUAGUAAACUAUGUAUGCAAUAAUACAUAUUAUAUAUAUUUGUAUUUAAUAUAUUAAUUUGAAAAGAUGUCUGUAUGUCUAGAUUCUGUAAAUAUUAUUUUAGUAAUUUAAACUGGCCAGUGCAUAUAGUUGUGUACAGGAUACAUUCCUAGUGUUGAAAUGGGUGACACCACAACUGUCAAGUAGCAAGACAAGAGAGCAAGGUGCUGCCUAUUCUUUUACUUGUUUUCAUCCAUUUCCAUAUUUGAAUCAUGAGAUUUUAAGACGGCAAGUAAUAAAUGCAUUAUUUUUGUCUUUAAGACAAA